Striga hermonthica is the source of this 1998-nucleotide messenger RNA. The record is from the annotation of a GenBank genome assembly. Lineage: Eukaryota; Viridiplantae; Streptophyta; Magnoliopsida; Lamiales; Orobanchaceae.
AUGGUGGUAGUCUUGGACGAAGAUGUUCAAGUAGAUGCUUAUCCUCUGCGGAGGACGAGUGCGAGACUAAAGCGACAAGGGCCCACCAAGAGCUCGAUUGCCGCCUUGAAUUACUGCCAGAAAAGGAAAGCAAAUUCACCGGCGGGGAACAAAAUGGUUGGCUCCGAGAAGAAAGCGAGGAUUCAGAAGCUUCAUCAGCCGGAACCACCUGAGCUGCGCGUUAAUGGAUGUGACGGUGUUGACGCUGUUCCAGCUGCGGAUGGGAAGAGUGUCCGCGCCAUCGUCACCGACACUCUCCGUGCUUUCAACAAGCAUUUUCUCCAUUUUAUUCAGGAAGAAGAGAAACGUUGUGCCCUAAGAGCUGACAAGAAGAAGAUUAAGAAGAAGGGUUCAAAAUCAAAGAAAGGGGAUACAUCUGAAGCCUGUACUAAACGGUUGGCCAAGCGACCUGAUUUGAAAGCUAUCACAGAGAUGAUGCAGACAGGGGCUAAUUUAUAUCCUGACAAGAGAUUUGGCUCCAUUCCAGGUAUUGAUGUUGGUCACCAAUUUUUCUCUCGGGCUGAGAUGGUCGUUGUCGGAUUUCACCAACAUUGGCUUAAUGGAAUUGAUUAUAUUGGGAAAACUGCUGCUUCUGCGAGAAAGUCAGGAAAAUCAUUGGAUAUACGGCAGUACAAGCUCCCACUUGCUAUAUCCAUUGUCUUGUCUGGACAGUACGAGGAUGAUUUGGACAAUUGUGAGGAAAUAGUAUACACUGGUCAAGGCGGAAACAAUUUAGUUGGAGAUAGGCAUCAAAUCAGUGACCAAAAGCUUCUACGAGGGAAUCUGGGGCUCAAGGCACGUACCUUCUAUUUACUUAAUCAUCUUUUAAACUGUAUGGAACAAUCUGUGCCAGUCAGGGUAGUUCGUGGACAUAAGUGCCGAAAUAGCUAUGUGGGCAAGGUCUAUACCUAUGAUGGCUUAUACAAGGUUAUCCAAUAUUGGGCUGAAAAGGGAGUCUCUGGUUUUACAGUUUAUAAGUUCCGACUAAAGCGGCUAGAGGGACAGCCACCUUUGACAACAAAGGAGGUAUGCUUUACUGGAGGUCGUAUUCCCAAGUCCUUGUCAGAAAUAAGAGGCUUGGUGUGUCAAGAUAUUACUGGGGGCCUAGAGGAUAUCCCAAUCCCUGUUACUAAUCUGGUUGAUGAUCCCCCAGUUUCACCAUUAGAUUUCAUCUACAUCAAGGACAUGCAAUACAGUAGAAAUAUAAGUGUUCCCCCAGUUGCUCCCGUGGGAUGCAAAUGCAAAGGCAGCUGCUUGGAUGCCAGACAGUGUUCUUGUGCAAAAUUUAACGGGGGUGAUUUUCCGUAUGUGCACCGUGAUGGUGGAAGACUGGUUGAACCAAAGGCAGUAGUGUUUGAGUGUGGACCGAAUUGUGGAUGUGGGCCUAUGUGUGUCAACCGGACCAGCCAGCAUCGGCCUAGGUUUCGAUUUGAGAUCUUUAGGACCCCAAGAAAAGGUUGGGGUGUCAGAUCAUGGGACUACAUUCCCUCUGGUGCUCCUAUAUGCGAAUACAUAGGCCUUCUUAAGCGCACCACAGAUUUGGACCCUGCGGUGGAUAACAGCUAUGUCUUUGACAUAGAUUGCAUCCAGACAAUGAAGGGUCUUGAUGGACGAGAGACUCGACUUGGUGAUGUGUCCUUGCCAUCACACCUGGAAAGGUUUGGUGAGGAGGCAUCUGAGAGCGUACCAUUUUGCAUUGAUGCUGGCAAAACUGGCAAUAUUGCUAGGUUCAUCAACCAUAGCUGUGAACCUAAUCUCUUUGUCCAGUGCAUGCUCUCAAAUCACCAUGAUUUGAAGCAAGCACGGGUCAUGCUGGUUGCUGCUGACAACAUACCGCCAUUGAAGGAGCUCACAUACGACUAUGGCUACGCCUUGGACAGCGUCAUGGGCCCUGAUGGCAAGAUACAGCGGUUACCAUGUUUUUGUGGUGCAGAUGGGUGCCGAAAGCGGCUGUUCUAG